UUGUUUAAUCAAUUUCAGCAUUUUAAAAACGUUUUGGAAACAAGUUGAAAUAUCUCGAAAAUGGCUGCCGCCGCUGCCGCUAAGAUUGCGGAAGUCCGCGAAACUACGCGUGUGGAAAGAAUAGGAGCGCAUUCGCACAUACGAGGUUUAGGGUUAGAUGACAGUCUUGAAGCUAGACAGGUUUCCCAAGGGAUGGUGGGGCAAGUUUCAGCCCGUAGAGCAAUAGGAAUUGUUCUACAAAUGAUAAGAGAAGGUAGAAUUGCCGGUAGAGCAGUUUUAUUGGCUGGCCAACCAGGUACUGGUAAAACCGCUAUUGCCACAGCCUUGGCGGCCGCUUUAGGUUACGAUACUCCUUUCACUAGCAUGGCGGGCUCAGAAAUAUAUUCUUUGGAAAUGUCGAAAACGGAAGCCUUAACUCAGGCUAUACGUAAAAGCAUUGGCGUCAGAAUCAAGGAAGAGAGUGAAAUCAUUGAAGGUGAAGUGGUUGAAGUUCAGAUUGAGAGACCAGCCACCGGUGUCGGUACGAAAGUUGGAAAAUUGAUUUUAAAGACCACCGAUAUGGAGACUGUCUAUGAUUUGGGUGGCAAAAUGAUUGACAGUAUUUUGAAGGAGAAAGUGCAAAGUGGAGAUGUCAUCACCAUUGAUAAAGCUACGGGAAAAAUCACACGUUUGGGUCGUUCAUUCGCAAGAGCUCGCGAUUACGACGCCACUGGACAGCAAACGCGUUUCGUCCAGUGCCCGGAAGGUGAACUGCAGAAACGGAAGGAAGUAGUUCAUACCGUGACGUUGCACGAAAUCGACGUCAUCAACUCCAGAACGCACGGAUUUUUGGCUUUAUUCUCCGGGGACACCGGAGAAAUCAAAUCUGAGGUUAGGGAGCAAAUCAACGGAAAAGUGGCCGAAUGGCGCGAAGAAGGCAAGGCCGAAAUUAUACCGGGUGUUCUAUUUAUAGACGAGGUCCACAUGUUGGACAUCGAGUGUUUUUCGUUUUUAAAUAGGGCGUUGGAGAACGAUAUGUCCCCCAUUGUUAUCAUGGCUACCAACAGAGGAAUAACCAAGAUAAGAGGUACUAAUUAUACUUCCCCUCAUGGUAUACCACUGGAUUUGUUGGAUAGAAUGAUUAUUGUUCCCACUUCUCCAUACAAUGAGAAGGAGAUCAGGGAGAUUUUGAGCAUCCGUUGCGAAGAAGAAGACUGUCAGAUGUCGGAGAACGCGCUGGGCGUGCUGACGCGCAUAGCCAAAGAAACGUCUUUGCGGUACGGCAUGCAACUGAUCAUGACGUCCAGCCUGAUAUCGCGCAAGCGCAAGGCGCAAGAAAUCGACGUCGAAGACAUCAAACGGGCCUACCAACUGUUCAGCGACGAUUCCAGGUCGGUGCAGUUCCUGAGGGAGUACCAGCAAGAGUUCAUGUUCAACGAACGU
This is a messenger RNA of Brassicogethes aeneus, 1422 nucleotides long. The record is from the annotation of a GenBank genome assembly. Lineage: Eukaryota; Metazoa; Arthropoda; Insecta; Coleoptera; Nitidulidae.